Mangifera indica (mango) is the source of this 2839-nucleotide messenger RNA. RefSeq names its product probable hexosyltransferase MUCI70. The record is from RefSeq and is a predicted model, not a curated record. The transcript has 10 exons. Lineage: Eukaryota; Viridiplantae; Streptophyta; Magnoliopsida; Sapindales; Anacardiaceae. The coding region runs from base 530 to 2344 and encodes 604 amino acids.
AUGAAACAAAACGUAGUAAUAGUUGGCACGUUACCCUUUAACAACAAUUUCACCAAUUCUUAAAUUCCUAUAAAUUCUUUUUUUAAUGUAUUUUACCAAUAAAAACUUCUAUAUUUGCAUCGGGAAACACAAUCCACUUCAUAAAUUCCUUUUAACGAGCAAUGUGCCGUGAGAUAUGUAAUCACAUUGUCGUUGAUAUCAAGUUGAGUGAGAUUUGUUUUACCGGCGAACCCAGGGUGCAGUUUUGAUCAUUGUUUCGGAAUUUUUAUUGAAGUUUCAGUGAUUGAGUUUUUAAUUAAUUGAAUUAAUUUCAGCAUUUAGUGAAAUUUCGAGGAUUGGGUCAUUGCUAUUUUUGUUGGGUUUUUGAUCAGUUGAGUUAAUUUGGGAGAGUUAGUGAAGUUUCGGGAAUUGGGUCAUUGGUUAAAGCGUUGGAAUUUGAUCUGAGCACUUGUUUUUUGAGAGGAAGUUGUGACUGAGGAAUUUAAGAGAAGGAGAUGAGAGGUGAAAUAAUCAAGGGGUUUGAGAUACAAUGACUGGAGGGUCAUUGUGGAUACGCACGGGGAGUAAUGGCUCAUUGCAGUCACUCAACAACGUUGUUGUUUCAGUGUCAUCUCAUCAAACAAAAUCGAUAUCAGCAAUAUCUGGAAGAAAGGCUUCUUCAAAGAUGUUUUUUCCAGGUUCCAGAGAGAGGGAGAAAGACAGGCUUUUCCCAUUUGUUUUUUGCAAAUAUUUUGGCCGUAGAAAAGUUGCAAUGCUGCUGCUUGUAGUCCUUGCUCUAUUGGUCUUCACAUUGGGUUCCUUCAUAGUUAAUAAAGAAAGCGGCAGUUCAAAUGUUGAUGAACGUGCUGGAAGGUUGGUUCCACAUGGCAACAUCGGGGCAGGUAAUCCUAAAGGUAAUCUAGCUGUUGUAGAAAAAAGCUUGAAGGAUGAAAAUACUUCUGCAAAGAAUGAUGAGAGAGGAAGUGAUGAAAGUGGAGCCCAGUAUCCUCCUCCUCCUCCUCCACCUCCUUCCUCAAUCAAAACAGUUAUUCCUCUGUCACAUCAUCCAUGCAAGAAUUUUGCAUUUCCUCCUCCUCCUCCACCUGGUUUCCGGAGACCUGGACCACGACCUUGUCCUGUUUGUUACAUCCCUGUGGGCCAGGCAAUAGCUAGUAUGCCAGGUUCCCAAUCAGUAUCCCCUGUACUCCAGAAAUUGACAUAUGUUCAGGAUGAAAAUCCAGUUAAAACUGAAUCUCAUGGAGGUUCUGAUUUUGGUGGAUAUCCUUCUAUAAGACAGAGAACUGAUUCUUUUGACAUAAAAGAGUCCAUGACAGUACACUGCGGAUUUGUCAAAGGAAGUAGACCUGGAGUCCAAACUGGAUUUGAUUUUGAUGAAGCUGACCUCACAGAGUUGGAUCAAUUCCAUGAGGUCAUUGUUGCUUCGGCUAUAUUUGGAAAUUAUGAUUUACUGCAGCAGCCCCAGAACAUCAGUGAAGCAGCAAGGAAAAAUAUCCCUUUCUAUAUGUUUAUUGAUGAAGAGACAGAAGCUUAUAUGAAGAAUUCUAGCAUCCUAGACAGUAGUAAGAGAGUUGGGUUCUGGAGAAUUGUUGUUGUCCGCAACAUCCCUUAUAGUGAUGCAAGACGUAAUGGAAAGGUUCCAAAGCUUCUUUUGCACAGGAUUUUCCCAAAUGUUCGAUAUUCUAUAUGGAUUGAUGGAAAGCUCCAGCUUAUUAAGGAUCCAUAUCAAAUUCUUGAGAGAUUUUUGUGGCGCCAAAAUGCUACUUUUGCUAUCUCAAGACACUACAGACGCUUUGAUGUGUUUGUGGAGGCAGAAGCUAAUAAAGCUGCAGGAAAAUAUGAUAAUGCUUCUAUUGAUUACCAGAUUGAAUUCUAUAGGAAUGAGGGUUUAACACCAUACUCUGAGGCCAAGCUUCCUAUAACUAGUGAUGUUCCUGAAGGCUGCACCAUAAUAAGGGAGCACAUUCCCAUCACAAAUCUAUUCAGCUGCCUAUGGUUCAAUGAAGUUGAUCGUUUUACUUCGAGGGAUCAGUUAAGCUUUUCCACCGUUAGAGACAAGAUAAGGGCAAAAGUUGAUUGGAGUGUCAGUAUGUUUCUGGAUUGUGAAAGGCGCAAUUUUGUGAAACAGGCAUACCACAGAGAUUUGUUGGAGCAAAUGGCCCGUCCUGUUGCCAUUACUCAGUUACCAACUGGUUUGCCGGUUGUUGCCAAUGUCGCUGGAGACAACCCUGUGAGGAGGAGGCGUCGCAAAAAAGAUAAGAAACCUGGUUCCAAGCGAAAUCGUAAGGUUUCUGCUGGAAACCAAAACAAUGAAGACGGAAAAAAAACCAUUAACAUUUCAUUUUAAGUGUACUUUUUUUUACCUCCAGAAAAGGGGGAAAAAAAAAAAGAAAGAAAGGAAGAAGAAAUGAUGCAACUUUGAUUUUAAAUCGGUUUCUAAUUAUACAAGAAUGAGUAGGAGAAUUAAUUAGAGAAAUUUAGGAUGAUCAACUUUAUGUUUAAAGAAUGUUCAUGCCCCCUUCUCUUUAAACCGUUGUAAAUACUUUCAGCCUCAUCCCACACAAGCUGCUGCCUGCCAAGCCACAAUUUUUAGGUACUAAUUAUUUCACUUAAAUUUUCAGUUUAUUAAAUUAAACACAAUUAUGAAGCUAGGGAUUUGAUUAACAUUUAAAAUUUAUUUAGGGAUUUGAUUAACCUUGAGCUAGUCUAAUAAUAAAAAUUCCCUUAGGAUGAACUUUUUCUUGUUUAAUAGUAUGAUUAUGUUCUGAACAAAUUUUGUAAUCACACUUUGUCUUCUAUCAGUGACUAUAUUUAUGAUAGACUGUUCUAAUUGUUUCCAUAA